Molecule: messenger RNA, 1449 nt
Organism: Purpureocillium lilacinum
Lineage: Eukaryota; Fungi; Ascomycota; Sordariomycetes; Hypocreales; Ophiocordycipitaceae
Molecular function (GO): monooxygenase activity; oxidoreductase activity, acting on paired donors, with incorporation or reduction of molecular oxygen; iron ion binding
Source: RefSeq, a predicted model, not a curated record
AUGGCGCUACUCACAAUCGCUGCUGUCUGGUUGAUGGUUCUGGGCGUCCUAUUCCUCCAUCGGAACCGCCCUCAAAUCUCCAUCCCAGGCUAUAGAGGCCAAGGAGCCCUCGCCUUCCUGAGCGAUGCUCACGACUUUGCCACCAAGCCCAUUUCCCUGAUACACAAGGCGACCCGGCAGUGCGGCGACGUGUUUAGCAUCCAGAUCCUCUCCGUCUACAAUGUCUGGCUCCGAGGAAAUGAGCUCAACAAAGUGUACCUUGACACGCGUGAGGAUGUGUGGUCAUUCGUUGGCGGGAUGGGCUUGUUCCUGAACAAGAUCAUCGACGCCGGGUACUGGGACCACUACAGGACGCUUCUUUCUUCACUCAGUAGAUAUGUCAGUUGCGGCCCUGCCCAGGCAUAUGCCGCGACCGUGUCGGAGCAAGAGGCUCGCAAGGCGGCCGUCGAGUGGGAACAGAAACAAGACUUUGAGCUCUUCGACAGCGUCUCUCUCCUCGUCCAUAAGAUCAUAGUCCGUUCGCUCAUGGGUGACGACUUCUACGAACACAAUGCGCUGGAGCUUUUUGACCUUUUGCAUGCAAUGGAGGCUGACAUUGGCAGCCUGCUCUCCUUCAUCCUUCCCGAUUGGAUCCCGCAUCCACCUGCCAGGCGCCUGCGAAAAGCCCGUGAGCGCUUCAAGGAGAUUUUCCUGGAGCGCUUGCGGGAGAGGGAUGUCGCCGACAGGACUGACGCCAGGCCGUUGCAAGACUACGUUGCAUUUACCAUGGAAGACAAGGCAACAAUACCGCUGAAGAAUCUCAUGCCCAGCCAUCACACUAUCCUAAUGUUUGCCGCACAUACAAGCACAGCUGCGAGUAUCGCGUGGAACAUUGUUGCCCUCAUGAGACAUCCGGGUAUAAUGCGCCAGGUUACAGAAGAGCUACGUGCCGACCCGGAAGGCGAGCACUCGACCCUCUUUCAAGCUUGCAUCAAAGAAACGACUCGAUACUACUGUGGCAUGAAGCUGCUUCGGCUCGCUCGCCAGGAUAUAUGCAUCCCAGAAGCAAACAUCAACGUUCCAAAGGGAGCCAUCGUGUCCAUCAGCCCCUUACUAACGCACAUGGAUCCCGAGAACUACCCCAACGCCGAAGUCUGGGACCCAACCCGCUGGAUGGCCGAGUCAGACGACACGCUCGUGUCGACCGAGGACAUGGGCGACGGGAGCAUCAGCAAGGGGAAUGCGGGGGUCAAGUUCUUGCCUUUCGGGGGCGGGAGCCAUCGCUGUCCAGGGGAGAAGAUGGCCAUGAUCAUGGUCACCCGCGCGGUGGCGACGCUCCUGCGCGAGUACGACUUUGAGUGGGCGAGCCCGGACACGCCGUCCACGACGGACUUUACCGAUCUCAACUUUGACAAGGUCGGGACGCCGUGGCUGCGAGGUGGCGUAAGGGUUCGCAUCAGGAAGGCCUAG